UUGAGAGCCGCAGCACUUUGUGACCUACAAUGUGUUCUGAUAUUCUCUCAUACACAGUUUAUGAGACGCACUCUUGCUUUUAUUUGAUGAUCUUUUGCUCUCACUAUUAGUUUGGUUUUUCCCACUGUGAAAAGGAUUUUUUUUUUUAUAUUAUUGAAAAGUCCGUACCAUAUUUGAAAUCAUUUCAUUCUUAAGUUCGACUUUAAAUGGUGGAGGGUAUGAUGUUGCCACUGACACCUUUUGGAUCCAGAGACAAUGCUAGGAUUAAAGUACUACUUUGGACUCAGCUCAUCAUUGUUGUCAGCACUGAUCAACAGGCAGCUUUAACCAAAAAGGUCCCCACCGAUCUUAUGUGCUAUCAGAAUUAUACUCUAAAAAAUAAUUUCUGCUAUUGUAGCUGGAAAGCUGGGGAAGAGUCACAAAACGCUACUUUCACUCUCAAUUACAGCACUAUAGAAGAUGAUGCAGGUGACAGUUUUGAAGCAGGACACCAAACAUAUUAUAUUACUGAUAGCAGUGAAAUGCAUUUCAAGAAACUGAUUUAUGUCUGGGUGGAGGCAAAUGAAGAAGAUAAAAUCUACCGCUCUGCAAAUAUUACUAUACUUUUGAACAAAGCAGUAAAGCUGGACCCACCAGACUUGAAAAAUGUAUCAAUGAAAAAACAUGGCAAAUCUGUGACUGUUCACUGGACAAGAACUGAUCGGUUUUCAGAUUCUAUGGAAACAAUAAGAGAAAUACAGUACAAACAUUCAUUUGCUACGGUUCAGUGUAAUACACCUGAAACCAGCAAUACGUCCAACUGUUUCCUAAUUGAAAAUGAUCACACCAAGUUGCCCAUUUGCAAAGAAAGUUGCACAAUUGAUCGUGAUGGUGAAAAAGAGCACUACAUUCAAAUCCGCCAGAAGUAUAAAGAAAGUGUUUGGAGUGAAUGGAGUCACUCAGUAUUUAUCCCUGCAGAUAUUGAUUACAAUCCACAUGCAAGUUACAAAGCAGGGAAAUUAAAAAAUAAUGGAACUCGAACCCUGACAUUGGAUUGGAAGCUUGGCAGAGAAAACCAAAGAGAUAUAAAUUAUGAUAUUACCCUCACCUUACUUCCAUGCCCAGAUGCCAAAUUACAUACCCGUACAAAAGAUAAUUGGUUUAAUGCAACCAUAUCAGGUGCAUCAUACAAUGCAACUAUUGUAGCCUUUAAUCAAGCUGAAAAUACACCUCCAUGGUCUUUAUUGAUUGAUGAAGAUGAAAGAUCCGAUUUUGAAAAUGUCACACUAUCAGAAAGACAACUGAUUCUCAGUUGGGAAAAGAAAAGAAAAAAGUCUGCACACUAUUGCACUGAGUGGCAGACUUCUGCAGGGAAAGAAAUCUUCAGCAAUAUUACAAGAAAUUAUAAGAGUAAUCAUAUAAACAUAUCAACAGAUAAUUUUGAGAUUAUGCAGUGUUACAGAAUUCGCAUACAUACAUUUAACAACAGCCAACACAGAACUGUGAAAACCGCAUACUACUAUCGACCUUCAAUGUCCAUAGGACCAGGAAAUCUCACAGUUGUAAACAUCACUUCCAAGUCUGUCCUCUUGCAGUGGAAUAGUUUCGAUCUUCAAAAGUGCCAUGGUCUUCUGAAAAACUGGGAAAUUACCAUUAUAGAACAUAACACGAGCAUCUCAAGGAGAGAAAAUUCCUCUGUGACUCAACACCUUGUAGAGAACCUGUCUUUGGGAUUUCACUGCACCUUUGAGAUUAGAGGGGUCACUACCUAUGGAGAAUACACAGGAACAAGUGUAAAAUUUGUUUCCAACUCACAGACGGGAUUGGAAGCUACAGGCACCAAUAACAAAUGGAUUGUAUAUGUGGUGAUCGCUAUUUGUUUGCUUUUGGGAAUUGUCAUAUAUGUGGCUGGAACAAGACUCCGAGUGUAUUUAUUUCCUGCUCUGCCUGAUCCUUCAAAGAGCAAUGUAUUAACACUUGUGCCAAACAAUAGCAACUAUAUUUUAUGCCCAAAAUAUCUAAUUGACGCAAGCUCUGAAAACCAACAAACCGACUUCUUAAAGAUAGAAACCAAUGUGGCUAUAAAGGACACCAAGAUGAUUUUCAAAGACCCUGAGAUCAAGCAAGUGGUUGUGACCAGUGAAAUAUUUGACAAUGAGGUCUUUUUAGUUGCUGAAGCUGAGACAGAUCUCCAAUUUGCAUACAAGAAGCAAGCGGUUGCUAUGACACCAGGUACUGGAAAAGAAGCACUGAUUCAGGAGAUCAGAAAACUGGAAGAUGAUGACUUGACAACAGAAGCUGAUUUAAAAGAAAAUGUUGCUUUUUUAAGUGUUUACAAAGAUUCAAUAUCUGUAUAAAUUAAUGAUGGAUAUUCUAUAUAU
Messenger RNA from Rana temporaria (common frog), 2360 nucleotides. It is a transcript of the gene IL12RB1, whose product is annotated as interleukin 12 receptor subunit beta 1. Gene Ontology annotation, molecular function: cytokine receptor activity; protein binding. Bases 207 to 2336 code for a protein of 709 amino acids. The transcript is spliced from 15 exons. Gene Ontology annotation, cellular component: external side of plasma membrane. Gene Ontology annotation, biological process: cytokine-mediated signaling pathway. Lineage: Eukaryota; Metazoa; Chordata; Amphibia; Anura; Ranidae. The record is from RefSeq and is a predicted model, not a curated record.